Cynoglossus semilaevis (tongue sole) is the source of this 770-nucleotide messenger RNA. It is a transcript of the gene kti12, whose product is annotated as KTI12 chromatin associated homolog. NCBI's taxonomy places the organism in Eukaryota, Metazoa, Chordata, Actinopteri, Pleuronectiformes, Cynoglossidae. Bases 47 to 709 code for a protein of 220 amino acids. The transcript is spliced from 6 exons. The record is from RefSeq and is a predicted model, not a curated record.
AAGUUGAAGUCUGUCUUUAAAUCUAUAGUGUAAAUAAUUGGCGACCAUGCCCCUCAUAGUGAUGUGCGGUUUUCCCAGCAGCGGGAAAACUCGCCGGGCAGAAGAACUCAAGGUUUACUUUGAACAGACUUCAAAACUAAAAGUUCACAUUGUGGGAGAAACGAGUUUAGCGGUGGACAAAAACAGUGUAUAUGUUUACUGUUUAACAUCACACGAGCAGAGCUCCACGUGGAAUUCAAGCAGAGAUGCUACAGAACAGUACAACCAGGACAUUUGCGAUGCCUUAGUUCUGAGGUUUGAAGCUCCAGACUCCAGAAACCGAUGGGACAGUCCUCUGUUCACCAUCCUCCAAGACGACACGCUGCCGUUUGAAGCCAUUUCUGAUGCGCUGUUUAAAAGAAAAGCACCUCCUCCCAACCAGUCGACUCAGAGUCAACCACUGUCUUCUGCAAACUUCCUGUAUGAAUUGGACAAAAUCACUCAAGAUGUUUUAAUGGCUAUUUUCAACUCCCAGAAGACCAGUGUUCCUGGAGAUCUCAUAGCAGUUCCUGGAGCAACAGAAAAGAUCGAGCUGAACCGAGGCGUCAACAUGGCGGAGCUGCGGAAACUACGGCGCCAGUUCAUUAGCUACACCAAAAUGCAUCCGACGGAUAAGACGGGCCAGAUUUCCAACAUGUUUGUCCAGUAUUUAAACAAGAGCCUUCACUGACCUCCUUUAAGCUUGGUUAAUUUAAUUUGUGGCAAAUAAAAUAUUUAAAUAUUUUUAAAUA